Messenger RNA from Arabidopsis lyrata subsp. lyrata, 2616 nucleotides. RefSeq names its product beta-galactosidase 4. Gene Ontology annotation, cellular component: vacuole; cell wall. Gene Ontology annotation, biological process: carbohydrate metabolic process. Lineage: Eukaryota; Viridiplantae; Streptophyta; Magnoliopsida; Brassicales; Brassicaceae. Gene Ontology annotation, molecular function: beta-galactosidase activity. The coding region runs from base 223 to 2397 and encodes 724 amino acids. The record is from RefSeq and is a predicted model, not a curated record. The transcript is spliced from 17 exons.
AAAGCAAAGAGAUUAGAAGAGUCUCUUCUAUCUCUAAAUCCAUUCUUCUCAGAAUAGAUAAAAGAUAUACACUCCAUUAAAUCUAUACAUACAUCAAGCUUAUAUGUAUCACCCUCUCUCUUUCUCUCCCUUAUAUAUAUGCAACUCCAAAACAAUCAUUUAAUCCAAACCCAAAAUAUCCUUUUAACAGAAUCUUCUUUUUCCUGAAAAUAUCUAAAGAAAAUGGGAUUGAAUUUUAGAGAUAAAUCCUGGAUUUUUCUGGUGAUUCUUUGUUGUUUAUCAUUGGUUUGUAUAGUAAAAGCAUCAGUCUCUUAUGAUCGUAAAGCUGUGAUCAUCAAUGGACAAAGAAGAAUCCUUCUCUCUGGUUCCAUUCACUAUCCACGAAGCACCCCUGAGAUGUGGCCUGGCCUUAUACAGAAAGCCAAAGAAGGAGGCUUGGAUGUUAUUGAGACUUAUGUUUUUUGGAAUGGCCAUGAACCUUCUCCUGGACAAUAUUAUUUUGGAGACAGGUAUGAUUUGGUUAAGUUCAUCAAGUUGGUGCACCAAGCUGGUCUCUAUGUUAAUCUCAGGAUUGGCCCUUAUGUUUGUGCUGAAUGGAACUUUGGGGGAUUUCCGGUUUGGCUUAAAUUUGUUCCCGGUAUGGCUUUUAGGACGGAUAAUGAACCUUUCAAGGCUGCAAUGAAGAAAUUUACUGAAAAGAUUGUAUGGAUGAUGAAAGCAGAAAAGUUGUUUCAAACUCAAGGAGGACCCAUCAUUCUUGCACAGAUUGAGAAUGAAUAUGGACCAGUGGAAUGGGAAAUAGGAGCACCAGGAAAGGCUUAUACAAAAUGGGUAGCUCAAAUGGCAUUAGGACUCUCCACUGGUGUUCCAUGGAUUAUGUGCAAGCAAGAAGAUGCUCCUUCUCCUAUCAUAGACACAUGCAAUGGUUAUUACUGCGAAGAUUUCAAACCAAACUCAAGCAACAAGCCAAAGAUGUGGACAGAGAAUUGGACUGGUUGGUACACAGAGUUUGGAGGUGCUGUACCAUACAGACCAGUCGAAGAUAUUGCAUAUUCCGUUGCACGAUUCAUACAAAAAGGAGGUUCCUUCGUCAAUUACUAUAUGUAUCAUGGAGGAACAAAUUUUGACAGAACAGCCGGUGAGUUCAUGGCUUCAAGCUAUGACUAUGACGCUCCUCUCGAUGAAUACGGUUUACCAAGAGAACCAAAGUAUAGUCACUUGAAAGCAUUGCAUAAAGUCAUCAAACUUAGUGAGCCAGCUUUGCUUUCUGCUGAUGCUACGGUCACAUCGCUUGGAGCUAAACAAGAAGCUUAUGUGUUCUGGUCUAAAUCAUCUUGCGCCGCGUUUUUAUCGAACAAAGAUGAGAGUUCUGCAGCGAGAGUUAUGUUCCGUGGAUUCCCAUAUGUUUUGCCUCCUUGGUCAGUCAGUAUUUUACCUGAUUGCAAAACAGAGUUUUACAACACUGCAAAGGUUAAUGCACCAAGCGUACACAGGAAUAUGGUUCCUACUGGUGCCAGAUUCUCUUGGGGAUCAUUCAACGAAGCGACUCCUACUGCGAAUGAAGCUGGUACGUUUGCAAGAAACGGACUUGUGGAACAGAUAAGCAUGACUUGGGACAAAUCUGACUACUUCUGGUAUCUAACAGACAUUACAAUUGGUUCCGGUGAGACAUUUUUGAAGACUGGUGAUUUCCCUCUUUUUACUGUUAUGUCAGCUGGACAUGCUCUUCAUGUGUUUGUCAAUGGGCAGCUUUCAGGAACUGCUUAUGGAGGACUUGACCACCCAAAACUAACCUUUACCCAGAAGAUCAAACUACAUGCUGGUGUCAACAAGCUUGCUCUUUUGAGUGUUGCAGUGGGUCUCCCGAACGUCGGUACACAUUUUGAACAGUGGAACAAAGGAGUUCUUGGUCCGGUCACGUUGAAGGGAGUUAACUCCGGAACAUGGGACAUGUCGAAAUGGAAAUGGUCCUAUAAGAUUGGUGUAAAGGGUGAAGCUUUGAGUCUUCAUACCGAUACCGAGAGUUCCGGUGUGAGAUGGACUCAAGGAUCAUUUGUGGCCAAGAAGCAACCAUUAACCUGGUACAAGUCUACUUUUGCUACACCAGCAGGCAAUGAACCAUUAGCUUUAGACAUGAACACAAUGGGAAAAGGUCAAGUUUGGAUAAAUGGUAGAAACAUUGGACGUCAUUGGCCAGCAUAUAAGGCUCAAGGAUCUUGUGGACGUUGUAACUACGCUGGAACUUUCAACGCAAAGAAAUGUUUAAGUAAUUGUGGUGAAGCUUCACAAAGAUGGUACCAUGUACCUCGUUCAUGGCUUAAGUCUCAGAAUCUUAUAGUUGUGUUUGAAGAGUGGGGUGGUGAUCCUAAUGGAAUCUCAUUGGUGAAAAGAACAUAAAAGCUUCUUCUGGUUCCGAGUUUUCAGGACAGAAGCAAGCUGUUUGAUUUGUUUGUCUAUAUCUCUCUCUGGCUUUGCUUUGAAGAUAGAGACAGAGCUGGAAUUUUUUUUUUAAAAUGAAUUUGUGUAGUUAUUUCAAGAACUAUACAACAUGUAUAUGUAUAUUACUAAAUAAAAUUCACAGAAUAUAAUACCAAUGAGUGUUUUGAUUCACUAUAA